AUGGGGUGUAAAGAUGAAAAGUCUGUUGUCCCACCAUUUCAGGUAUCGAAGGAGAAGGCAAAAAGUUUGGGCAUUGAUUUCCUUCCUCUUGAGGUGAGUCUUAGGGACACCGUGGAAAACUUGAAGGAAAUUUCUAAGUUUUUGAAUCGUAAUAUAGUAAUGAGCAAUGCCAAUGGGUAUGACGCUAUGUUUUUCAAGGUUUUAUGUUGUAAAAGUGACAUUAUAAUGUAUUUGCUGUCCGAAAACUAA
Messenger RNA from Ilex paraguariensis (yerba mate), 249 nucleotides. The record is from the annotation of a GenBank genome assembly. Lineage: Eukaryota; Viridiplantae; Streptophyta; Magnoliopsida; Aquifoliales; Aquifoliaceae.